CUCUCUCCCUCUGUAUCCCUCCCAUCAUAUUGGGCGUUGCCAGCUGACUAUAAAUUCUUGAAUAAACUGUGUGUGAGCCCCUGCUCACUUCGUUGAACCUCAAGCCACAGUUUCUGUCUCUGCGUGUCCUGCACCCAUUUCUGGAGCCAUGACUGAGUUGGAGAAAAACAUGGAGGCCCUGAUUUUGAUUUUCCACCGCUAUGCCGAUGAGGACGGCGAUGGCAGGACCUUAAGCAAGAAAGAACUGAAAAAACUUGUUCAGACUGAGUUACCCUCCUUCCUGAAAGCACAGAAAAACCCAAAUGUCGUGGACCGUAUCAUGAAAGAUUUGGACCAAAACAAAGAUGACAAGUUGGACUUUGAAGAAUUCAUGUCCCUCAUUGUCGGCCUCUCAAUGGCCUGUGAGAAGAUUUAUGGGCUCCAUGAAAAAAAGGCUAUGGCUCGUCUGGAUCAGGUCAUUACAAACAUUGUAGAUGUAUUUCUGGAGUAUGCUGAUGAUGAUGGCAAGAAACGACAGCUUAACAAAGAGGAGUUAAAGAAGGUGUUCGAGCAAGAAAUACAAAGCCCUGAGUUAAAGGGUAAAAUCAAUGCAAAUGACAUUGAGGAAGCUAUGGAGACGAUGGAUAAAAACCAUGAUGGUGAGGUCAACUUCCGAGAGUUUUGCCGGUGUGUGUGUGACCUGGCCAAAUGCUACUACCACAAGAAGACGGGCAAGGGAGAAAAGGAUUGUGUCUAUGCUCUUCUCCCAAUCCCUCACUACCAACCUCUCGAUCCACACAAGUCUUCAUACAAAUUUGUCACCAUGUCAGGACUUGUGCAGGCAAUGGCAAUACUCAUGGAUACUUUUCAAAAAUACUCUGGAAAAGAAGGAGACAAAGACACUUUGACCAAGGCAGAACUCACUGAACUGCUCCAUAAGGAGCUUCCUGGAGUAGGAGACUCAAACAAAGCUGGAGUGGACAAGUUCUUCAGCAUGCUGGAUAACGACAAGGAUGGUGUUGUUGAUUUCAAGGAGUACGUCACUUUUGUAACGGCUCUCACCGUGCUCUGCAAUCAGAAAUAAAUACUUUGGCCUCAUUGUUUCAUAACCUUCUUGCCUUAUUUGAUUUGUACUAAAUGAAAAAGCUGAGUACUCCAACUUGCACCAGUAUUACAGUCACAUCUAUAAAAUAUGUCAUUAUCAUAUGUUCUGAGCAAAGGUUGGUUAAACAAACACAUUGAUAAGGUUAUUACAUACAGUAUGCUCCAGGGAAUUGAAAUGUGCUGACUUUGAGUGUAUAUCACUGAUUGUGAAUGUCAUAAGUGAUGAAUAAAGAAACAAAAUAAAUGAUGUCAAAUUUUAAA
Molecule: messenger RNA, 1344 nt
Organism: Seriola aureovittata
Lineage: Eukaryota; Metazoa; Chordata; Actinopteri; Carangiformes; Carangidae
Product: trichohyalin-like protein 1
Exons: 8
Coding region: 149-1063 (304 amino acids)
Molecular function (GO): calcium ion binding; transition metal ion binding
Source: RefSeq, a predicted model, not a curated record